Messenger RNA from Anopheles gambiae (African malaria mosquito), 3465 nucleotides. RefSeq lists its product as uncharacterized. The transcript is spliced from 2 exons. Gene Ontology annotation, biological process: long-chain fatty acid metabolic process; fatty-acyl-CoA biosynthetic process. The record is from RefSeq and is a predicted model, not a curated record. Lineage: Eukaryota; Metazoa; Arthropoda; Insecta; Diptera; Culicidae. The coding region runs from base 169 to 1761 and encodes 530 amino acids. Gene Ontology annotation, molecular function: long-chain fatty acid-CoA ligase activity.
UCGAAAAUGUACCAAAAGCAUGAAUAACCAUGCACAAACAAACACGAAGAGAGCCACAAGUAUCGCUCACGGUGCAAACAAUUUAAUCUUGCCACUGUUACAAAACCAUCCCCCCAGAUGGCGAUGAACGCACAAGGCAGGCCAUUCAGACGCAAUUGAUAAGUCGCGAUGGAACAGGCAGCAUCCGAGCGGUUCGUGCUGUACGGUGGUGAUCUGCGCAACAGCAUCGAGGCUGGGUGCAAUUCGGUGGGCGAGCUGAUCGUAAAACGACUGAACCGCAAUGGGGAUGAAGUGGCACUGAUCGAUGGUGUUUCGGGAGCAACGCUCACGUACCACCAGAUACUGGCCCGUUCCCUCAAGCUGGCCAAUCGUUUCCAUCGGCUCGGCAUCAAGCGUAACAGUGUCGUUGGCAUCUGCAGCGAAAAUAGUGUCCAGUUUCCGAUCAUUACGUUCGCCACGCUGAUGCUGGGCGGAACGGUGCUACCCAUCAACUACGGCUACAGUGAGGUGGAGUUGCAGCAUGUCUUACAGCUAACCAAACCGAUCGCUCUGUUCGCCUCGGAGCAACCGCUGCAGAAGAUCGUAACGAUACGUAAUGUUCUUCCCUCUGUGAAGCUGCUCGUUUCACUCGGCAAGCAACGUCCGUCGCGUGGAAAUGCUCUGCUGGAAGAUUUCUUCGACAACAGCCCACCGGGAAGCUUGCACAGCUUCACGCCCCAGCCCGUGCCGCUCAAGCAGCAAGUCGCCGUCAUGGUAAUGUCCUCGGGGACGACGGUGAUGGCGUACCAGGCGGAAGAUCCGCGCUACACCGAGCUGCCCGUACCGGUGCGCGUGCUGGGCCUGUUGCCGUUCUACCACGUGUUUGGCUUUAUGCUUUCGCUCAACAUCUGCCUGAACAAGGUGCCGAUGGUAGUGUUGCCCCGCUUCGAGCCGGACCUAUUUCUGCGCACCAUCCAGAACCAUCGUAUCACGAUGGCGAGCCUCGUUCCGCCGCUCGUUGUCUUCCUGGCGAAAAGCCCGCUCACGCAGGGCUAUGAUUUGAGCUCACUGCAUGCGCUGCUUUGCGGGGCCGCUCCGUUAAGCCGAGAGAUAGAGGAACUCGUCCAAUCGCGUCUACCGAAUGUGCAAACGGUCCGCACCGGGUACGGUAUGAGCGAAACGUCGCUCGGCGUAAUAUCGCGCAUGAACGAUAAGGUCGGUUCAGUAGGGAAGGUACACAAGACGACGUACGUGAAGGUGGUGGAUCUGGAGACGGGCUGUGCGCUCGGUCCGAACCAGACGGGCGAGAUCUGCGUCAAGGGUCCGUUGGUGAUGAAGGGCUACCUGCACAACGAUCGUGCCACAGGGGAAAUAAUCGAUGCGGACGGUUGGUUGCAUACCGGCGACGUUGGGUAUUAUGAUGAGGAGCAGGAUUUUUUCAUCGUGGACCGAAUCAAGGAUCUAAUCAAGUACAAGGGCUUCCAAGUGCCGCCAGCCGAGCUGGAGGAUGUACUGCUUAGCCAUCGGCAGGUACGGGACUGUGCCGUCAUCGGUGUACCGGACGAGAUGGCCGGUGAACUACCGGCUGCUUUCGUAGUGCUACAGGCUGGGGAAAGCGUUACCGCGAACGAAAUUGAAAGGUAUGUGGCGUCGAAACUGUCUCCCCAAAAGCAGCUACGAGGCGGUGUCUUUUUCGUGGACGAAAUACCCAAAACGGGCAGUGGUAAGAUUUUGCGCCGUCAGCUUCGAGACGCAUUGAUGAAGCGGAAAGCCAAGCUGUGAUAUCUUGAUUCUAAAGACACAGUUUCGCUAAGUUUUGUUAAAAUGACUUGUAAAAAAAGUAAUAGAAAUCGUCAUCCUCCAAUGGGCAAACAUAGUAACAAUUUCAACUCAAUGUUUAAUGAUUUCCACUUCGACACCGCUAAACGAAUUUAAUGUCACCCAUUAGCAGUGGUUUCCACAGAACCAUUUUAAAUAUCCCAUGAACACCUUCAUGGUCGAUUUGAGUUUCAUUUGGAGCGCCAAGCUUGAGCUAUUGCACUGCUUCCGAAAGGCGCUUGACGCAAUUGCUUCCAACUUCCAGAACUGGGAUAAUAAAACCAAGAAAUUAAUUCACCAUAAAACACGAAUGGGAAAGGUUUAAGUGCUGUUUUACACCGACCAAUCGUCACGCUAGUGUCCUUUUCCAUUUUGCUUUUUUUUAAUUUGGUGUCUUUUAGCUCAUUCCUCUCCGUCCAGGGUGGGUGAGCUACUUGUCAAUUCCUCCCAAGGAUUUUUUUGUUGUUGUUGUAUUUCUUGCGGUCCAAUCCGAAACGGUUCAUCGAAAGCUUGCCACAUUAUUCGGAAAAGGAAUUUUAAUUUUGAAGGGAUAAUGAAUUCACGGAAUAUUCUGAAUAAUCCCCCCCGUGGAACCGAAAUACACACACACGCGCGCACACUGACACAAAAUAUGCUAUGGACACAUUCAACGCAUCGCGGUUGUGUUUUGUUGAGCUUCUUUUUAGCAUCGCCAUAAUCGUCCGAUUCGAGGGAUGAACCACCGCAGCUUAGAGAUUGAGAGCAAAAGGAAGAGCUCGUGCCGGAGGAUUUGGUGGUUAUUUCUAUUAGAGGACAUUUCCAAGAGCGACAACAACAAAAACACAUUUCCCGUGGCAUCUAGCUUUUCCCUUCGUAAGACCAGUCCCAUCAAAGAAUCAAUUUCACUAAUUAACUGUAAAACAUCCGGCCAUCUCUGCAUCGUCGACUGGCCGGGACCAUACCGGAACCGGAAAGUAUAAGAAGUAACAUAAAAAUGGUAAACAAAAAAACCCCCUCACAACCAAAAACGCUUUGAGCUGGAUUUGUAGCGCAGUUAGUUUUCACCUAACAGAAGUUGAAAGCUACGAUGCUACUACGGGCAAUGGCAGAUAAUUUGUGACCAUGUCAACACAGGGGUCAGUUUUUUUUUUUGCAAAAUCCACCACAGCUCGGUAAAUAAUUAUCUCACUCGCACUGGCGUAAAUCGUAAGCUACACCGAACGCUUCAGCCUUUGUGAGAAGCUUUCAACGAAAUUAAAUCUACCGUACAAUGUAUUUUGGUUUCCGAAUAUUCGUGUGGAUCAGCGAAGAAUAUGCUCAGUUGCAAAUGCGAGCUGCGGUAAGCCGUAGCAAGAAUUUCACAAAGUUUGUGAAGUGUAAUUUGGUUUUGGUGAGAUUAUAACCACUGAAAAUGUACCAAUCGGAGGUAAUAACAUUUACAGACAGGCUUCAUAUGCUCCUCAUCUUAUCUGUAAUUUGUAAAGUAUUUAUCAUCAGAAAGAGGUUAUCUUGCAGCAAUGACGAGCUACUUUUGUAAAACGAAUAUCAGCUUCACAGCAGCUAUCUAUUUUGUGUGCAUACCCGCUUUCUUUCCCAGACAAAGAUAAUUUUCCAAUAGGUGUUAUUUCUGUAUUUACUUUUUUAAUAACUAAUAAAAGAGCAUAAAUCACUUCUCAGCCUCAACAAGCA